GGAUUGGAGUGCUAUACUGAUACCGAACGCGUGUCUGUAAAAUGACCUGUCUCGCUGACCAAUUUUCUAUCCUGAAUCAAAUGUGUACAAAAAAGAUAUGGAAGAGUUCGUCGAGGCUCCAAAGCGCAUGUUUUCUUCUAGCCAAUUCCGUAACCCAUGGUAACCCUUGGACUGUUGAGCGCUUUAAAAGAAGAGCGGAUGAGGUAACGACAUACUGGAAGAGGCCGAUCCGGUUUCAUGCACUGUCCUGAGGUUCGGAUAUUUUCCUCUUCGAUGGCUUCUCGAAGGUCCGGCCAGGAGAAUAGUGCUCCAUUAACCGCUGACUUGACCAUUCGUUUACCUCCUGUCCAACAUAACGGCUCACGAAAUCAUUCCGCUGCUCGCAUGCCUAUAACCGAUGGCAAUACGUCGACGACCAAAACACAACAACGGCCUUGUCCGGCUAUUGGAGAAGCAGGAGCAACCUUGAAUCCGGGAUGGCAUCCAACUGAUACUGGAGGUCGCGUGUGUAAUAAUCCAUCUAAUUACGCUAAUCGGAGAAGAAGUCCUAGUCCGUCGAUUAGAAAGUCGCCUGCCAUCAGCCAUCAGCCAACUAAUCUGACGAUGGGGAUUACUCAACAGCACCGGCCUAAUAACUUUUCAUCGGCACGAUCUACAUAUCACGCAGGGUGUCAGCAUACGAGUCAGUCAAGGAUUCCCGUCUACCAACUUUCAACUUCUUCUUCGUCGCCUUCAGCCACUCGUUCGUUUACAUUCCACCAGCAACAACAACCGCUAGAACUUCUUAUUCCGGCCGUCCGUCCUCCUCAGCGGUUUUCCUACCACAAUCCAGCAGUGGCCGCGAUGGCAGCAGCAUCAGGCAGGAUGGAUGAUGGACAGUGGACCAGUAAGCAUGUGACCAAUUAUCUGAAAGCCAACAGGGGAUUUCUGGAACACCAUGUACUGGAACAUGUCGACGCAGCCACGCUGGAACGUUGGUAUAUGCGUCGUGUAUGGAGGGAAAAGGCUAUCAAACCAUCAACGAUCGAUAAUCCAACGGAAGAGAUGCUCUGCAAAAAAAUAAGCAUGUCCAAAUGGAAGUUUUGUAGACACACUGACAAGCGUCAAAUGCUGGAAACGCUAAUGAAUUCUCUAGCGAAACAGCCUCAGCCUGGUAGAAUACUUUGGGAACUAGCUUGCUGCGUGGCUUCAUCUGUUGGAGCCGAUGGAUUUAUUCUUCAUCUCGCUCAUCCGCAGACAGGCGUGUUCCGUAUUUUUAGAAGUUGCGAUAUUGAAACGGAUAUUGAUAAUGGAAUCUUCGACUCGAAAAUCUAUCCGGACUUUUCUGCCAGUUACGAUUACGACAGAGAAACUGCCGGUUCGAGGGCCAAUUUUUACAGCGUGUCGAAUAAGGACCGACACAAUGUCGCCUCUUACGUAGCGAAACAUCGUCAUACCAUCACCGUGCGUGAUAUUCGUCGACCUGAUUCUCGGUUUGAGGAUGGGAGUAUCUGUUUACAAGAAGGAGGUGUUCACGUUUUAGGAGCACCAGUUGUGCAAAACGAUGGUACCCUUACAGGAGUUAUUGAACUCUAUAGGCGACCAGUGGAUAAUAAUAAAUCUUCCCGGGGCCCUUUUCAGCAAGAUGACGAAGAAGUUGUUAGCAGUUUUCUGGUGUGGGGUGGAAUCGCCCUCCACUACGCUGAUAUGUACCACGCUUUGGCUAACCAGCGAAAUUUGCACCAGUUUCUCCUGACAGUAGUCAAAUCUAUUUUUCAGGAUAUGGUGAGCAUGGACACGGUAAUAGCCAAAGUCAUGACUUUUGCCCAGAAGUUAGUCGAUGCUGAUAGGGCAUCUCUUUUCCUUGUCGACCACAAGUCCAAUGAGCUUUAUGCUCGCAUUUUCGAUAUGGGUGAUGGUGUAGGUGAUGGACAGACACCCGCUGCAGCCAAAGAAAUACGUUUUCCGCUAGGGACCGGCAUUGCUGGCCAAGUAGCCGUCACGGGAAAGGUUUUAAACAUACCCGACGCCUAUUUAGAUAGUAGAUUUAACCGAGCUGUUGAUCAGCAAACUGGUUAUCAUACAACAUCGAUUCUUUGCAUGCCCAUUUUCAUACAAGGGCAGGUGAUCGGAGUGAUGCAAAUGGUCAACAAGCAUCACGGGACAUUCACAGCUGAAGAUGAAGAAUCAUUUGAGCUUUUUGCGGUUUACUGCGGAUUGGCCCUGCAUCAUACCAAAUUGUACGACAGGAUCAUAGUCUCGGAACAAAAGUACCGCGUGACACUCGAAGUGCUGUCGUAUCACAAUUGUUGCACCGAAAGCGAAUUUAAUGCUAUACAACAACUCAACAAUAGUACUUUGGAAGUUGCUGGACAGUCAGAUAAUCACUUUGUGCAGCAGAAUGUGACGUCGAAUACCAUCGGUUUGGAUCAAUUUUGGUUCAGUGCCUUCGGCAUUAAUGACAUGGAAAAAGUUCACAACGCCGUGUACAUGUUUGUUGACUUGUUCGGAUUGGGACAGUUUGAGCAAGACUCACUCAUUCGCUUUAUGUUGACUGUUCGCAAGAAUUACCGCCGUGUCCCCUAUCAUAACUGGACGCAUGGCUUCGCUGUGGCUAAUUCCAUGUAUGUAAUACUCAAACGAGCGCCGAAUACCUUCAAACCUCUAGAAGCUGUGGCUUUGUUUGUCAGUGCGCUCUGUCAUGAUCUCGAUCAUCGUGGAAAGAACAACAAAUUCAUGUUGGACACCGCGUCGCCAUUGGCUGCGAUUUACACAACGUCAACUAUGGAACACCAUCAUUUUAAUCAAACUGUCAUCAUUCUCCAACAGGAAGGGCACAAUAUUCUCGGCAAACUUAAGAGCGAUGAAUUCAAGGAGGUGCUGAGGAAUAUUAAGCACUGCAUCCUUGCGACGGACUUGGCUCUGUUCUUUCCCAAUCGAGCCAAACUGACACAGAUUGUUGAGGAGGAUCAGUUUACGUGGGAAAAUAAGGAUCAUAGACUCUUAGUUCAAGCCAUAGCCAUGACUGGAUCGGAUUUGUGCGCCUCUUCAAAACCGUGGGACGUCCAAUCUGAAACGGUUAAAGUAAUUUUUGAAGAGUUCUAUGAACAAGGCGAUGAAGAGAAAAAAGCGGGACGCACUCCAAUACCAAUGAUGGAUCGAAAUCAGUUGCACUUGCAACCAGACUCACAAGUCGGUUUUAUAUCGGGUAUCUGUAUUCCUUGCUAUAAUUUGCUCUACCGAUUGAUUCCGGAGACGAAACCUUUACUGGAUGGCUGUCAGAGCAAUAUGGAACGUUGGAAACAAUUGGCUAAAGACAACGAACGCGUUGAAAAUGAUCAUGCCAACGGUGCUGGAAAGCCUAGAGAUGAUGGCUCUACGGAAAUUAAGGAUUCGAAACACUUACCCUCGCUUACCCGUGCAAUUUCUCUCCCUAUUCGGUCAUAUGGCGAUCUUGACUCACAUCAAACAUAGAUGUCCAGUCCGCAAUCCAAAGUUAUUGUAUGGAGCGGAUCAGCUGCCGUAGCAAUCAAGUGCUACGACUACGCAUACUUAAAAACCAGUAAACGGAAACGGUCCAAGCCCCUCAGCAAUAAGUGCAAAGUUAAUCAGGUAAAAGGUAAAUAACCUUCAGUUGUCAAGGCUUAUCAUAAGUCAAGGGAAACAGAGCCAAAGAAGAGCACAGAGUCCAGAUAUUUACUUCAAUUCAUAUAUAAGAAAAUUAACACGGAAGGUGGUGAACGGAAAUCUACAGUCACAUUUCCAAGUGUUGUCAUAUUUUAGAUGCCUGACCUAAAUCCGAAAACUUUCCUGAUGACUAUGAUUAUUAAUCUGUAAACAGAAAAUGAAGUCUAAAUCAGUACAUAAAUUUAAAAAGAUAGGAGAAGUCGGGCUCAUUUUUAAAUCUGAGCUCGUGUAAGAAAUUUUUUUAAAGUCAUGUUUUUUUUUUGUUGUUGCUAUAAAUUAGAAAACAAAAUGACGCUGCUGCUCCUCAGUUUUUGUUUUGUGUUUAAGCCACGUUGUUUGUUGUUAAAAUGUACUGCCCCGUGUAUUCCAUGGGGCCCAAGUGUUAAGAAGUGGCAUUGCCCGGUGGAUAGCAGAUGGCGCUGGUGUGUUGACUGUGCUGAAUCAGAUGGCUGCACUGUAAGUAGUGGAUCGUCUGCAGUAGAAAUUUAUGGUUAUCAGAUGUAGCCUAGUUGUUAGGUAUUCGAGACGUGUACAGAGAGGAGUUAAUAAAUGUUCAGCACACGAUUGUUUGAAAGCUGAUUUUUCACUAGACAUCAUUUGAAUGUGCAGUUCCUAUUCACAGCCCUACAGUGUGAAAAAAUAGACUGGAAAAAAUCUGCUCAUCAUGCUGAUCUGCACAAUGCUGGCUUCAUCUAAGUGACCUAUCAACAAUGACUCUUGUAUCUUAUGGAUUAUGGAACAUAGGAUGUCUUGAUGCCAACUAAGUGGCAUGGGAAAGAUCGCGGAAAGAUGUUUAAGUAGAAAAACCUAAAGCUGGAGGAUGAUACAUUUGUUUCUCAUUACUAGUUUUGUAAACAAAAGGUCAAUUGGUAAAAUAAAACAACACAUGGCCUAUUGGUUUAGAUCAA
Molecule: messenger RNA, 4574 nt
Organism: Daphnia magna
Lineage: Eukaryota; Metazoa; Arthropoda; Branchiopoda; Diplostraca; Daphniidae
Product: probable 3',5'-cyclic phosphodiesterase pde-5
Exons: 19
Coding region: 238-3453 (1071 amino acids)
Biological process (GO): signal transduction; negative regulation of receptor guanylyl cyclase signaling pathway
Molecular function (GO): 3',5'-cGMP-stimulated cyclic-nucleotide phosphodiesterase activity; protein binding
Source: RefSeq, a predicted model, not a curated record